AUGACUGAUGAGGAAGUCCCAGAGGCCCAUGGAGGCACUCAAGGAGGUGUGCAGGUCCGCAGGCACUGGCACCAGGUGCGCGUCUUCCACCAGAACGUCUUCCCCAACUUCACGGUGGUGAACGUGGAGAAGCCGCCCUGCUUCCUGCGCAAGUUCUCGCCCGACGGCCGCUACUUCAUCGCCUUCUCGUCCGACCAGACCUCGCUGGAGAUCUACGAGUACCAGGGCUGCCAGGCGGCCGAGGACCUGCUGCAGGGCUACGAGGGCGAGAUCCUGGCCAACGGCAACGACCAGCGCUCGGUCAACCUGCGCGGGCGGCUCUUCGAGCGCUUCUUCGUGCUGCUGCACAUCACCAACGUGGCGUCCAACGGCGAGCACCUGAACCGCGAGUGCAGCCUCUUCACGGACGACUGCCGCUACGUCAUCGUGGGCUCGGCCGCCUACCUGCCCGAGGAGCCGCACCCGCCCUUCUUCGAGGUGUACCGCAACAGCGAGUCAGUGACGCCCAACCCCCGGUCGCCCUUGGAGGACUAUUCCCUGCACAUCAUCGACCUGCACACGGGCCGGCUGUGUGACACGAGGACCUUCAAGUGCGACAAGGUCAUCCUGUCUCACAACCAGGGGCUCUACCUCUACAGGAACAUCCUGGCCAUCCUCUCCGUGCAGCAGCAGACCAUCCACGUCUUUCAGGUGACGCCCGAAGGGACCUUCAUCGACGUGCGGACCAUCGGGCGCUUCUGCUACGAGGACGAUCUCCUGACUCUGUCGGCCGUGUAUCCGGAGGUGCAGCGGGACACGCAGACGGGGAUGGCGAACCCCUACAAAGAGCCCUUCAUCAACUCUCUGAAGCACCGGCUCUUGGUUUACCUGUGGAGGAGGGCGGAGCAGGAUGGCAGUGCGAUGGCCAAGAGGAGGUUCUUCCAGUACUUUGAUCAGUUGAGGCAGCUCCGCAUGUGGAAGAUGCAGCUGUUAGAUGAGAACCACCUGUUUAUCAAAUAUACGAGUGAAGAUGUGGUCACCUUGCGGGUGACAGACCCCUCCCAGCCCUCCUUCUUUGUGGUGUACAACAUGGUUACCACAGAGGUUAUUGCUGUGUUUGAGAAUACUUCAGAUGAGCUUCUGGAGCUCUUUGAGAACUUCUGUGACCUCUUCAGGAACGCCACCCUGCACAGCGAGGCUGUCCAGUUCCCCUGCUCUGCCUCCAGCAACAACUUUGCCAGACAGAUCCAGCGCCGGUUUAAGGACACGAUUGUGAAUGCAAAGUAUGGAGGGCACACGGAAGCCGUGCGGAGGCUGCUGGGCCAACUCCCGAUAAGCGCACAGUCUUACAGUGGCAGUCCCUACUUGGACCUCUCCCUUUUCAGCUAUGAUGACAAGUGGGUUUCAGUCAUGGAACGGCCCAAGACAUGUGGAGACCACCCCAUAAGAUUCUAUGCCCGGGAUUCUGGCCUCCUGAAGUUUGAAAUCCAAGCUGGACUUUUGGGUCGACCCAUCAAUCACACUGUACGACGCCUGGUUGCAUUCACCUUUCACCCCUUUGAGCCCUUUGCCAUCUCAGUGCAAAGGACUAAUGCAGAAUAUGUUGUUAACUUCCACAUGAGGCACAGCUGCACAUAGUACAGUCCACAGCUGGGGCAGCUGCUGCUACCAAAUACAUGCUUUUGAUAUGGACACGCCAAAGCCAGAUGUUCAUGUCUUCUGGGAUACCAAACCGUCAUUCACUGGAAAAAACCAUGACCUGGAAGCUCUUACCAACCACCAUAAUUUCUCUGGACUGAUACUGAUUCCUCUUGGCUGAUACUUGCAGGCCAGCCAGCUCCUGAAAGCAAAUCCUGCUGGGUUCUGAAGGGGCCAUCUUGACGGGAGAUUAGUCAUGUGAAUGCUGCUCUUUAUCAUGAUCACCUGGUUUGCACUGUUGCAUUAAAUCCUGUACCUUUUUUUCCCUAUGCUUAUUGGCAAACCAGAUGUAGCUGAGGAACCCUCCUGUUUCCCUGAGAGGCAGUUCCUUUUUCUCUUGCAUUGUCUGUUUUGUGCUAGCACAGGCCAAGCUGUCUGCCAUCUACAUUGAAUGCUUCUUUCUGUAUCGAUGCCCUUCCACAUUUUUGAGAAAAGUAAUCCGUCUGGAAGGGGGAGAAGAGGAGCGCAGCAGGGUGGUUUUUUGUUGUGUUUGAAAUUUCAGUGAUAACAGGGAAACAAAAAUAACUCUUGUUCCAGUUCACGCAGUGCACGCAGGCUACUUCAAUAUGCAAGGUGUGAGAGGAGAAAGGCCUGUGAGGAGCACCGUUAGAGCAGGUCCCGGAGUUCAGAGAGGCGUUCCAGACCUGAUUCUUAUGCAAGUCACUUUAUGUGCCUUAGUUUCUGUAGAGCAGUGUGACCCCUGGAGAGGGAAGGUGGUGCAUUAAUUCAAAGGGAAGGAAACUGGAGAAGUUGACUGGGGAGUUAGAUGAGCUGGAGGCUAGGGUGGGAACUAGGUAGUGAAUAGCAGGGAUGUGAGAGAGCUUUGGAGAUGGAUGGUCACUUUUGGUUUUUUUGUUUGUGGCAAGAGACUUGAUACCUUAAGGGGAAAUGCUGAACACAGGGAACACGUCCCUAGUAGUAUUUUCCCCUUCUCUACUACCUGGAUUCUGCUGUCUGGGUGAGAAAGGAGGGGCAGCCACUGUUGCCCUCUGUCAUUGGUUCUGGGUGUGCACAUCAGAUUGUGGGGAACUAGUUUAGAUUAAGUGCAUUCUGGGUUUUGCACAGGGAGACUUCAUCUGUAUUGCUGGGGACUUGUUGCUGGAGGUUGGACUUUUUGCUAACUUGAUGUUGUCUAUCCUCUCCCAUGUCACACACUGUUCUUUGCAAAAACUGGAAGUGACAUGGCAAGAGGUUCCACUUGCUGGGAUCAAAGCACAGCUGUUUCACAUUACAUUCAUUGCAAGCUUGAUCUCUGCAUUAUCUGCAGUGCCUGAAGGAUGAGCUACGGGAUUUCAGUGAAGAUCUGAAUCCAAAUGCUUGUGGGUCUGAGCUUGUGUACUUGAAAUGCCAGCUCACCUAGUUCUGAAGCUGACUAGGUGGUUGGCUGCACUUUUACUUUAUACAUCAUCCUAGCACUCGUAUAUCUUAUGUUGGUUGUCAAAGAAUGCGGUCCUCAUAGGUUACAAAGACCUUAUGAAAAGUGCCAGUUUGGCAACAUGGAGACUACUGUUGAUCCAUUCAUGUGACAAGCACAGCACAGUUAGUGAUGGGGCAAGCGUGUCCUUGUGAAGGUGCCUGCUUUGAAGGAAAGGGGACUUGUAUCUCAUGGACUACUGAGAUUUUGGUAUCUUUGCUCUGCUACUAACAUUGGGGCCAGUUGUGUUAUAGUUACUUGUCCACUAAGGAGGUUGUGACAUCACAGAUUUUUGUUACAUAAUUCACUGAAUAGCCAGCAGUAUUUUUGGUACUGUUGACCUGGCAGCGUUUGGAUACCUUAUUCCCGAAGCCUUGAGCCAUCCCAUCCCCUAGAGAUUUAUCAACCCAGAUUCUGUAGCCCAGAAUGCAAUUUCACAGUUUUAGGGAUUUUCCCAUACAACCUCUUUCUCAAACAACUUUCCAUUAAAGCUUGGAGUAGGGAGUCUUUGCACAUUUCAUCUCCUUGUUGUAGCUCAUUGUAGCUGCUUGGUAACUGAAUUAUCACUUCCUUAAUACACAUGCACUUGCCAAAAGUGUUCUAUCUUUAUUACUGUCUUGUUGGCAAUAUGUUUUUUUGGUCUUUUCCAAAGUACUCAGCAGCUCUGACCAUGAUUCAGUUAACUCCUUGAUGUCACUAGCUAGUACAUCUAUGACUCUCUGAUGUGUUGACUUUCCUAAGCGGAAUAUAUAUAUUCUGCUUAGGGAAGGGCAGGAACCAUGGGGCACUGAACAGGACAUGGGAUUUGGAGACAUUCCUCAUUCUGCACUAAAUUGAUGUAUGAGUGUCACUGAGUAACUUCCUGUCUCUGUGCUGCUGCUUCCUCCUCUGCAAACGGAGAUGACAUAUUCCUGCCUCUGGAAGGUGCUUUGAGACCCAUGGCCAAGAAGUGCCAGAUAAGUGCUAAGUAUUUUCUUAACUUUUUUAAAUGACUUGACUGAUUCUUCUGAGGAGCACUGAUUGCCUUGGUGCAGCACUGGAGAUUCAGUGCCCAGGGUUGCUGCAUUUUAUAUCUUGAGCAAAAAGUUGAUUUUACUACAGGAGCUUAUUGAUAAAGAAGCCUCUCCCUGAGUCUCACACUUAACGGUCUGACUCUUUUAUUUAAGACACAAAAAAUGUAUGUGUGUGUGUAUGGGGAAAAGGGACAAAUAUUUUCUGCUAAUAUUUUUAUUAGAUUAGGAUGAGAACUUGUUAGCCACACAAAUAAACAGAAUAAAUGAGACCUUGUUUACAA
Molecule: messenger RNA, 4385 nt
Organism: Alligator sinensis (Chinese alligator)
Lineage: Eukaryota; Metazoa; Chordata; Crocodylia; Alligatoridae
Gene: DET1
Product: DET1, COP1 ubiquitin ligase partner
Exons: 6
Coding region: 1-1617 (538 amino acids)
Biological process (GO): protein ubiquitination; positive regulation of proteasomal ubiquitin-dependent protein catabolic process
Cellular component (GO): nucleus; cullin-RING ubiquitin ligase complex
Molecular function (GO): ubiquitin-like ligase-substrate adaptor activity; ubiquitin protein ligase binding
Source: RefSeq, a predicted model, not a curated record